UUGUUUACGCGUAGUUGCAGCGAUUCGAUGGAGAAUUCACAUCUUAACAGGGCGCACAUGUACGGCAGAAGGGCAGAAAACUGUGCAAAAAAUCGUCGCUUCGACGAAGCUAUGGAGUGUCACCGGCAGGCCGUUUUUCACUUCAACGAAACGCUCAAACAGCAAACAAACGCGAUGGUGCAAGAAUCGCUUCAGCUGCAGCGCAAGUACCAUCUGAAACAGGUAGACUUGCUGCAGGUAAAGAAGCAACAGUAUGAUCGAUACCUGCGAGCCCUCGAAUACCAGCGACGCAAGAAUCCCGAGUUCCUGGCGCAGCAGAUCGAAAAAAUGGACAAGUACAACGAGCUGCAGGUGGCGAUCUAUCACAACCUCGACGAUACCGAUGGGCUGCUGGAAACGUUAAGCCGGAAUAUCGCGAUGCCAGCCAACCAAGCUGCCGGGACAACGGACGGUGGAUCGAAAGCAGUACGAGAGCUUAUCACGCUGAACCAUUCGCUGCACAUCUUGAUCCAGCGGAUGUCACAAAAUGUGGACGAGUACGCCACCGAAAACGAGGAACUGCGUGAGAAGCUGCGCUACUUCGAAAAGGAAAAGGAAAGCGCGACCACGGAGGACCGUAAAGGCAACACAGAUCCUGCUAGCAAUGCGAACGAAGGAGGCCUGAGCACACAAAAACACACCGUAGACCUGAUGGACGAUAAUCUGUCGACACUGGCGCCGUUGGAAAUGCCCGUAUUUGAUCUGUCGGAGCUGGACAAUCAUUGA
Anopheles nili is the source of this 765-nucleotide messenger RNA. RefSeq names its product nuclear receptor-binding factor 2-like. The transcript has 2 exons. The coding region runs from base 28 to 765 and encodes 245 amino acids. The record is from RefSeq and is a predicted model, not a curated record. NCBI's taxonomy places the organism in Eukaryota, Metazoa, Arthropoda, Insecta, Diptera, Culicidae. Gene Ontology annotation, biological process: autophagy.